Molecule: messenger RNA, 1035 nt
Organism: Heterostelium album PN500
Lineage: Eukaryota; Evosea; Eumycetozoa; Acytosteliales; Acytosteliaceae
Product: equilibrative nucleoside transporter family protein
Exons: 5
Coding region: 1-1035 (344 amino acids)
Biological process (GO): nucleoside transmembrane transport
Cellular component (GO): plasma membrane
Molecular function (GO): nucleoside transmembrane transporter activity
Source: RefSeq, a predicted model, not a curated record
AUGAGAAAUCAAGAUCAUGAAUAUACUAAAAUAGAGAAUGUUAGGUUACUUGAUACUCCUGACGAUGACUAUGCACCACCAGACAGAGUGAUGCCAAAGAUCUCGUUCAGCGUUAGAAUCAAUGGAUUCCUCAUGGGUGGUGCUGCAAUUCUCUUCUUUAUGCCAUUCAUCCCAUUGAUGAUUAAAAACAGCCAGGCUAGCGCAGUCUCUGUAUCACUGGUUCUCACUUUCUUCUCUGGUGCCUUCUCGUCGCUACUCUUUGGUAGUGUCAUUGGAUUGGUUGCAUUGUUCCCAUCGUCAUACACUGGUGGUGUCAUGUCGGGUUGCGGUAUUGCCGGUAUCAUCGCAUCCAUCCUUCGUAUCAUUACCAAAGUAGCGAUGCCAUCCACCAAAGACAAUGAAAAGACCAGUUUCCUCUAUUUCUUCCUUGGAGGUGGUGUCUUACUCCUCUGUUUCGUUGCCUAUCAAAUUCUUCUCAGACUUGCAUUCACUCGUCAUUGCAUGAGAAAUUACAACAAUACUAAGAAUGGAUCAAUCAAUGGAGUAGAAUCAAAGAGAGAAGUAUCAAUUAAAGUAUUGUUGCGUAAAGUUUGGAGAGAAGCAUUUGUUGUCUUUAUUGUUUUCUUUACAACAUUGUCAUUGUUCCCAGGUGUCACCGGUUUGGUCCAAACUAUAAAUUCCAGUCUUGGAAACGAUUGGUUCCAGAUUAUUUUUGUUUUGUCUUUUAUGAUUGGUGACUAUAUUGGUAGAACCGCACCAAAGUGGAUCAUCCUAUUCACACCAAACAACCUUUGGAUUCCAGCAGUUCUCAGAUUGGUAUUCUUCCCAUUGUUUGCAUUCUGUGUAAAGCCAUUACUCUUUAGAAAUAUCUAUCUUUAUUUCUUCAUUAUGUUUGUAUUUGCACUCACCAAUGGUUAUUGUGGAACAUUGGCAAUGAUGUUUGGUCCAACCAAAGCAGAUGAUCAUGAAAAAGAAGUGACUGGAAUUGUAAUGUCAUUCUUUUUGAACUUUGGUAACUUUGGUAUUCCAUUCUAA